AUGAUCGUGAAUGGCGCGAUCGAGGAACUUUCACCGGACCGGUGGUAUUCAGGGUUUUACUCCCGGGUCUUCCUCGUGAAGAAGAAGUCCGGUGCCUGGAGGCAUAUUAUCGACCUCAGUACGUUCAACACGUACGUCAAUUCACCGCACUUCCAGAUGGAAACGCCACGACGCAUCAUUGCGUCAGUGCGUCCAGGGAUGUGGGCUACGUCCAUCGAUCUGAAGGAUGCUUACUUUCACAUUCCUGUCAGGAGGUCGGCCAGGAAGUCUCUCAGGUUCACUUUUGAGCAGAAGGUUUACCAGUUUCGCGCUAUGCCCUUCGGCCUCACUACGGGCCCCUUGGUUUUCACCAAGUUGUUGCAGGUAGUAGUGGGGCACCUCCCCAGUCUCGGGGUAGAUGCACCCAUCUACUUAGACGACUCCCUGUUGCUCCAAGUGGAUCCCGUUAUCCUGUCCCGGAGCACGAGGUCGGUUCUGGGCUUUCUGUGCCGCCUAGGGUUCAUCCCUUCCAGGGAGAAGUCGGAGGUUCUCCCCUCCCAGGAUUUUGUUUUCCUCGGAUAUCGGUUCAGAACCGAUCUUGGGUUUGUCCUUCCACCAGCGUCCAAGUUUAAGAAGGCCUCUCUGUUGGUCUCCGUUCUGGUCGGUGUGGAGCGGAUUCAGGUUCGAUGGUUCCUUCGGUUCCUCGGUUACCUGAAUUCACUGGCGGAUGUUGUUCCCUUGGGUCGGCUUCACAUCCGUCCGCUCCAGCUGUUCGUUCUGUCAGUUUGGUCUCCGGUGUCACGGCAGUGGGAUGUGUACAUUCCUCUGCCGGAGUCGGUGAAGGAAUCAGCUCGUUGGUGGACUCUCGAGAGUUUCUCUGGUUCGGUCAUCUCCUGCUAUGACCUUUUACAACGACGCGUCCAUGACCGGUUGGGGUGCAUACCUUUCCGGUCAGACGUCGACAGGGGUGUGGUCGGGGGAACAGCUUUCAGAACACAUCAAUGUUCUGGAAAUGCGUGCUGUUCUGCUGGCCCUUUGGGGCCUUCGACCCUCCCUGCAGGGCAAGGCCAUUUGUCUGGCGACAGACAACUCCACUGUGGUGGCUUAUCUGCAGCGCCAGGGAGGCACCCGUUCCCCGGCACGUGUGCUUUAUCAACCCAGGUCCUUUUGCUGUGUCAGGAGAUCAGUCUCGAUCUUACGGUGAGGCACCUUCCAGGUCGUCUGAAUCUUCUGGCCGACACUCUGUCUCGGUCUCGGAGCCCGGUUCUCACCGAAUGGACCCUCAAGCGUUCGGUGUUCCGGUCUCAACCGAGGUCCCGGCAGUUCUACUCGGGACCAGAACGGCUCCACCUUCACGGUUGGAUGCUAUCUCGGGAAGGAUCACUCAGAGGGGCUUUCUCGAGAAGUUGCAACUCGCAUCGCAGGAUCACUUAG
Molecule: messenger RNA, 1413 nt
Organism: Mizuhopecten yessoensis (Yesso scallop)
Lineage: Eukaryota; Metazoa; Mollusca; Bivalvia; Pectinida; Pectinidae
Exons: 1
Coding region: 1-1413 (470 amino acids)
Source: RefSeq, a predicted model, not a curated record